Acanthosepion pharaonis is the source of this 477-nucleotide messenger RNA. Lineage: Eukaryota; Metazoa; Mollusca; Cephalopoda; Sepiida; Sepiidae. The record is from the annotation of a GenBank genome assembly.
AUGUCUGUUUUUCUUGUUUUCCUUUACAUUUUUUGUAUCUUACAUUGCUCAUCUUGUUUUGCUCUUCCCUUUCUUUUCCUAUUUCCUUCUACUGUUUCAUCCAUGUUUUCUAUUUUCCUCCUUUAUUCCUUUCUUUUCUCACUCCUUGCAUCAUUUUUUUUUCUUUGUUCUAUUGCCUCCCUUUCCCCAUCUCUUUGCUACUUUUCUCCCUUUUGCUCUUUCCCCACUCUCUCUUCUCCCACCGCUUUCCCCCUCACCAAUUUCUUUUCUUACCUUUCUUCUCCUGAUUUCUUUUUUACCCCCCCUGAUUCCUAUCUCACCAUUUUGCUUUCUUUUUCUCUCUCUUCGUCCAUUUCCUUUGCUAAUGCUCUUUUCUUUAACACCUUUUCUUCUGGGUUUUCUUUUUUCAGUACCAUUUGUUUCCCUUUUAUGUCAUUUUUCUCUUUUUUCCUUUCUAUCAUACUCCCACUACUUUAG